Dermatophagoides pteronyssinus (European house dust mite) is the source of this 1479-nucleotide messenger RNA. Its product is annotated as galectin-4-like. Gene Ontology annotation, molecular function: carbohydrate binding. Lineage: Eukaryota; Metazoa; Arthropoda; Arachnida; Sarcoptiformes; Pyroglyphidae. The record is from RefSeq and is a predicted model, not a curated record.
GUAUGUUUGUAUGUUGGAGUAUGUUCAUUUUUUUUUCGUGAACAAAAUACACUUUUUUUAAAAAAACAAAAUCAUUUGCCAAAAAUAAAACAGUUAAAACCACAUUUUUGUUAGGUGUUGUCAUAAACAUCGAAUUACAUCAAAUUUCUUGAAAAGGCGGAUACUUUUUUUAAUUUACAUUGGCAUGCGCUACGGAUAAUGAUAAUUUUUUUCACUGUAUAUCAAUGGAUAAAUUUGUCAACGAAGUUUUAUUUUUUGCUAAAGAUUUACGAAACAAAGUUCUAUCAACAAUACCGUUAACAAUGUCAUCACGUUCACCACAUAACAUAAUCGAUCCAACUUCAUUUUCAUCGGUUGUACGAAAUCCUAGUCUACCGGUUUGUUGUUCAAUUCCUAAUGGUAGUUUGGAACUUGGAACUUUGAUUUCAAUCUAUGCUACCAUAACAUCGAAUGGUCGUAAAUUUCGGGUCGAUUUUUUCGAAGGAAAAUGUCCACACAUUCAUGGUGAUGGUGUAAGAUGCGAUGCAGUUAGUGAUGAUAACAAUAUUGCAUUUCAUUUUAAUCCUCGAAUUGGUGGUGGUGCCGAAGGUCGUGAUGUGGUCGUAAUGAAUUCAUUCUGCAAUGGUCAAUGGGGUUCGGAAGAACGUUUUCCAGAAUCUUUCCCAUUUCAAGCCGAUGCACCGUUUCGAAUGAUGAUUUUAGUCGAAUCGGAUGGAUUUAAAGUUGCUGUCGAUGGAAGGCAUUCAUAUGAAUUUAAACAUCGAUGCGAUUUUCGUGAUAUUGCUCGAAUGCACAUUGAAGGAGAUCUCAUAUUGGAUUUGAUCGAAUUUCGUAAAGAACUUCGUUAUCUUGCUCGAACAGAAUCAACAUCAUCAUCAUUGACAGUUGAUUCAACAACAUCAACCGAAGAGGCUACUGGACCAACAGCUCCUAUUGGUGGUGACAUACCAUCAUCAAAUGAACAAUCGAAAUCUGUAACAUCUCCCACAAUUCCUUACAUGGAAUUCGAUCCAAAUCUAUCGCGACCAUGUGAUAUUUAUAUUGCAGGAAUGUUACCCGCAAAUAUACGGGAUAAUUUCACCAUCAAUUUGGCAAAUAGUGUUGAAGCUGAACAAAGUGACGCCGGAAUUGUUAACAUACCGGUUCACAUUAGCAUUCGAGCAGAUAUUCAAGCUAUUGUCCGUAAUACAAUGACAAAUGGUGUAUGGGGUGAAGAAGAACUUUAUCUUGAGGGACCUUUUCAAUUGAUACCUGGAACACAUUUUGAUUUAAUGAUCAGUAAUCGUGAAGAUAAAGUAGUUAUGGCUAUUAAUGGACAACCAGCAUUUGAAUAUAAACAUCGACAUGAUCCGAAAACAAUCGAUUCAUUACAGAUUAAAGGUGGUGUUGUUUUAGUUUCGAUUCGUUAUGAAUUCAAAUGAAUAAGAAAACUAUGAAUGGAUGAAAUGUUUUUUUUUUGGUUUAAUUUUAAUCAUCGAC